Molecule: messenger RNA, 819 nt
Organism: Penaeus indicus
Lineage: Eukaryota; Metazoa; Arthropoda; Malacostraca; Decapoda; Penaeidae
Exons: 1
Source: RefSeq, a predicted model, not a curated record
GGAGGAGGAGGAGGAGGAGGAGGAGGAGGAGGAGGAGGAGGAGGAGGAGGAGGAGGAGGAGGAGGAGGAGGAGGAGGAGGAGGAGGAGGAGGAGGAGGAGGAGGAGGAGGAGGAGGAGGAGGAGGAGGAGGAGGAGGAGGAGGAGGAGGAGGAGGAGGAGGAGGAGGAGGAGGAGGAGGAGGAGGAGGAGGAGGAGGAGGAGGAGGAGGAGGAGGAGGAGGAGGAGGAGGAGGAGGAGGAGGAGGAGGAGGAGGAGGAGGAGGAGGAGGAGGAGGAGGAGGAGGAGGAGGAGGAGGAGGAGGAGGAGGAGGAGGAGGAGGAGGAGGAGGAGGAGGAGGAGGAGGAGGAGGAGGAGGAGGAGGAGGAGGAGGAGGAGGAGGAGGAGGAGGAGGAGGAGGAGGAGGAGGAGGAGGAGGAGGAGGAGGAGGAGGAGGAGGAGGAGGAGGAGGAGGAGGAGGAGGAGGAGGAGGAGGAGGAGGAGGAGGAGGAGGAGGAGGAGGAGGAGGAGGAGGAGGAGGAGGAGGAGGAGGAGGAGGAGGAGGAGGAGGAGGAGGAGGAGGAGGAGGAGGAGGAGGAGGAGGAGGAGGAGGAGGAGGAGGAGGAGGAGGAGGAGGAGGAGGAGGAGGAGGAGGAGGAGGAGGAGGAGGAGGAGGAGGAGGAGGAGGAGGAGGAGGAGGAGGAGGAGGAGGAGGAGGAGGAGGAGGAGGAGGAGGAGGAGGAGGAGGAGGAGGAGGAGGAGGAGGAGGAGGAGGAGGAGGAGGAGGAGGAGGAGGAGGAGGAGGAGGAGGAGGAGGAGGAGGAGGAGGAGGAGGAGGAGGA